Messenger RNA from Phycomyces blakesleeanus NRRL 1555(-), 3198 nucleotides. RefSeq lists its product as hypothetical. NCBI's taxonomy places the organism in Eukaryota, Fungi, Mucoromycota, Mucoromycetes, Mucorales, Phycomycetaceae. The coding region runs from base 1 to 3198 and encodes 1065 amino acids. The transcript is spliced from 6 exons. The record is from RefSeq and is a predicted model, not a curated record.
AUGGACCGUUCUAUUCCAUUAAUUCAGCAUUUUGAUGGAGGCAUUAUAUUCCUUAGUUACCUUAUAUCAGUUGUUGGAGCACAGACAACUCUUGAACUAUUUACCAGACGUACACACUUCAGUGGCCUUUACAACUGGUUUUUACUCACAGUAGCUGCCUUUGUUAUGGGCGGUGUGAGCAUUUGGUCGAUGCAUUUUAUUGGAAACCAAAGUCUGACAAUCAUUCUCCCAGACGGUGAACAAUAUCAACUAUCGUAUGCAGUUGGCUACACCGUUAGCAGUCUUGUUGUCGUGAUAGCCACUAUGUUUAUUGCCUUUGCAUUCAUUGGAACAACCGAAGACGCCAGACUGGCUCGAAUCAUUCCAAGCGGUAUCUUUGCUGGUGCUGGUAUCGCUACAAUGCAUUAUCUUGGUCAAUUUGCUAUACAAUAUUUUAGAAUCGUCUACAAAGUAGGGUUCGUUGUUGGGGCCAUUAUCAUUGCCUGUGUAGCAAUCACCGUAGCUCUCUAUAUCUUUUUCAAAUUGAGAGAGCAGUGGGCAAAUCAAUGGUACAUGCGUUUCGUCUGUUCCUUAAUAAUGGCCUUGGCUGUUUGUGGAAUGCACUACACAGGAUUAGCCGGAACAGAUUAUUAUCUCCCAGACCUUCCAAAAGAAGAAUUACCUCCAACCCCCUCUCUCAGCACAGGCGGCCUGAUUGGCAUCAUUGCCUCUGUCGUCGUCACAGGUUGUGCUUUCCUUUUUUAUGUCGUCUUUAAGAACGCUAUCAAUACCUUGCCGUCCAUACAAAAGAGAAAUGCCAAUACGCGUCUUAUGCUGGGCAUCGUCUUAUUCGACAGUGCUGACAAAAUUCUGGUCAAGAUUGAUGGUGUAGUACCAACAAAAGAAGUGUCAGAUAAUUUUGAAAUAGGUGAGAUCACUACAAAGCAUCCUCUAUUUGUUCGUCUCUUUGAAGUCGCGACUCGUUGGGCCAAUCGAGGAGGACUCGACAGUGAACGUCCAUCAGUUCAAUCUUCAGCUGGCACCGUAAGUGCAUUUGACGUAACUGAACGUCAAUUUUGUGACGCCGCCAGAGACCUUCAGGAUGAACUUAGGCUACCACUUCUUGCCGAUCUGGGACUUUUAUUCGACACAGUCGUACAGACAAACACUAUUGUCACGAAACCUGGCUUAUUCAAAUACAAAUACAAAAACAAAAACAACAAAAACAACCAUAAUAGCAAGACAGAUACAGAUACAGAAACAGAUACUCGAGCCUUUCGUCCAUACAGUGCCAAAAAUUGGUUGUUAUGGAGACCUCAACCGUUUUCAAGAUCCCAAUCAAACCAACAAAGAGACGAAGAGGAAGAGCUGGACGUCUAUCCAAAAUACAACCAAUACAAUCCUCAAAAGGAGUGGCAAACACAAGCCGGAAAUAGUCAGCAUCAGAUCGGCUCACAAAAUAUUUGUACCAUUAGAUCUUUUGAGGAACUUGGGCCAAAGGAAUCUAAAAAAAGCAAAAAUCGAUAUAGUGAUCCCAACAGUAAAUGUAGUCAUACCAGCGACUCAAGAACAAUUGUUCAGCAGAGCUCAGAAGCUAAUACUAAUAGCAAUAAUGAUCAGUACAUAUUUUUGGUCAAGAAACUUGUCCGAACAAAAGAUCUCCAACGACUACUGGCACAAGGUUACAGAUUUGCAGAUCCAAUCUACAUUUCAAAAACAAUGGGCGCCCAACUCCAAGUACCAGUUGAGCACAUGUUGUUUUAUUUCAAGGACAUGAAACUUGUGGCAGACUCUCUCUCGAGCCUGGUCAGGCACAACUUUUCGUCGUCUAUUCCACGCCAAUUAGAACCACCGCAAACAUUGCAACAGCAGCAACGACGACCAUCAUCGUCAUCGUCGCCAGGACAAGAAGUACCAACCGAUCAGCAACAACAACAACAAAAGGACGAAGAAACACAAGUAGUAGAACACCUGUUUGGAAAAGAAACCACAAAACCAGGUGUCUAUGUUGGUCUGUUUGUCCUUUUGGAUGAAGACAGAAGUAUGGAAAACACCCACAUUCUGGUCGACAAAACCCGUCGUUUUGCAUUCCCAAUGGUUCAACUCAAAUACACCGACACAGGCGAGGCUCCGGGACAACUAACCCUAGAAGAAAAGACCUGCCUGAACAAUCUCGGUGGCAUAUCUCUCAUGGAUAUCGCUCGCCUUGACUCUCAGAGAUCGAGUUCGAAUCCAAGUGGCAGUGGCGGUAUGUCACAAAAUAGCCAAUAUGAGCUUGGUAGAGUAAAGUCAAGCAAUGAAACUCUUGUUGAACGGAAUUGUAUGUACUCUACAGAUACCAAAACUCUAGGUUCAGAGAACAUAUUUUCUUCUCCGCCUGGUUCGCCAACCUCUCCAAUCUCUCCUUUCCAAUCAUCCACUUACAGCAAUAGCUUGGAAAACUCUUCACCAUCGGUCAGUGCUCGGUUCACAAGUGCUCUAGAGGCCGCGACUAGAAAACUAGCCAGUACAUCUCGUUACAGCAAACCCCUGGGUUUCAGUGCCAAGCUCCACCGUGAGGUUGUCGACACCCCUCCGUUCUCACUCGUGGUUGGGCCUUGCCAGGUCAUUCUGUUCAAAGCCCAUAUCACCACCCCGGGUAUCAUUUCCGCAAUCAACCAGACCUUUUCGGAACCAAUCAAAUGCGUGCCCUUGCCCAUCUUCCACAGUAUAGCCUUACGGAUCACUGACCAGGCCGUCGAUCUCUACCGCCAGAACCACCAAAUCAAUCUUCCCGAGACGAGUUACCUGGAUCAGCAGCGAAUGUACAUUUCGUCAGCCCGACCUGAUCAGCACGACAACAGCAAGUACGCAAGACAGCAAAAGAUGAUGGCUACCGAAAAUAAUAGUGGGAUUGGUGAAGUCAUUCCUUUGGAAGAGCGCAAGUCAACAACGAUUCUAGUGGUCAAUACCGCACCUGCCGACCCUUCGGACACUUUGGCUUCCUUCUCUCCCCUCCCUCCUCCUCCACGUGCAAAAAAGUCUAGGUUUGCUUUACCAAAGUUUGAAUUCGAGUCUUUAAGAGACUCUCGUUCUGGUAGCAGUGAAAGUGGCGGACCAUCUCUUCGUGAUCUUGCUGCCAAACCAGACACACCUCCUGCCAUGCUAAACCUAUUGCCAUCCCAAGAUCGGUUCUGGUGGCUUAAUACUAUCAUCGAAGAAACUUUGCACGACGACUGA